AUGCUUCGCCCUCUUGGGCGUCAGUCGUGGACGUGCCGCCAAUGUCUUUCGCGUCGGCAAUCACGAGCGUUCGCCAGCGCUGCAUCGCAAGCUCCGAGAUCUUAUGUCGACUAUGUCCCAACGGACAAUAGCAUACCGGCGAAGAAUGCUGACGAUGACACCUUACGCCGUGUCUUUGAUUCACAGGCUUUCUGGCGAGACUUUUCAAACAAGCGAAGCUCCACAGCCAAACGAGCCGGGUUGGUUCAGAAUCAGUAUUUGACCAGCCCAGAUGGCUUUAGGGCGUUCGCUCAUGCUUCCCUACAGAAGUGUCAGGCAGUCGUCGGCAAAGUAUUGAAUGCCUCAACCCUCGAGGAAUAUCGAGAUGUCGCUCGAAACCUGGACCGCCUCAGCGACCUUCUGUGUCGUGUGAUCGACCUUUCCGACUUCAUUCGAACGAUCCACUCCGAUCCCCGAAUCCAAGAAGCAGCGACACAGGCAUAUGCAUUAAUGUUUGAAUAUAUGAAUGUGCUUAACACGACGACGGGGCUCCACGACCAGCUCAGCAAGGCCCUCUCGAAUGCGGAGGUGACAUCACACUGGACGCAGGCGGAGACGAUCGUGGCACAGAUCCUCAUGAAGGAUUUUACCAACUCGGCAAUUCAUAUGCCACCAAGUGAUCGCCAGAGAUUUGUUAACAUUUCCAACGAUGUGAGCCAGGUCGGCUCAGAGUUCUUUAGUGGUGGCGAACCAGCCAAAUCCCAGGUCGUUUUUAGUGCCAACAGCCUUCAGGGAUUAGACCCAGUAAUGGUCCAGAGAAUUAAGAGGUGGAAUAAUAAAGCGCCAGUUCCAACUAUGGGAAUUAUUCCUCGACUGGUUCUGCGGUCUGUUCGAGACGAAUCGGUUCGAAAGGAAGUGUACUUGGCUACUCGAACCUCGAGUUCUCGUCAAAUCCACCGACUGGAAAAACUUUUGACGAAGAGGGCGGAGCUCGCCCAGCUCUCAGGAUAUAAUAGUUUCGCCGACAUGGCGCUGAGCGAUAAAAUGGCCAAGACUCCGAUGGCUGUGUCAAACUUCUUGACAUCGCUGAUCUCGAGCAACCGGGGUCUGGUCAACGAAGAGUUGGCGCAACUUCAGCAAAUGAAAGGCAAUUCCCUUCAGCCGUGGGACCACGCUUUCUACGUUCAUAAACGAGUUAUGCAGUAUUCUCAGUCCCGUCGAUCUCGUGAAUUGAGUGCUGUUCCCGAAUUCUUCUCUUUGGGUACGGUCAUGCAGGGCCUCUCAAGACUUUUCGACAGGCUCUAUGGUGUGCGUCUUGUUCCCCAAGAAGCAGCUCCCGGUGAAACCUGGAACUCUGGUGUCCGUCGCUUGGAUGUUGUGAAUGAGUCAGGGCACCACAUUGCUGUCGUCUACUGUGAUUUGUUCUCGCGCCCGGGGAAACACCCCAACCCGGCCCACUUUACGUUGCGUUGCUCUCGCGAGAUUUCUGCCGAGGAGGUGGCCGAGUGCGCAUCCAUGGAUUUGUCUGCGCACCCAAAUGAUGGCAUGGCGACUGCAGUUGACCCACAAACCAAGACUCUGCGUCAGCUCCCGACAAUUGCUCUUGUCUGUGACUUCCAAGAACCCGCUACCAAUGGCUCUGGCCAGCCGACACUCCUGAGUGAGCAGAGCGUUCGCACCUUGUUUCAUGAGAUGGGUCACGCCGUCCACUCCAUUUUGGGACAAACUCCUCUUCAAUCUAUUUCUGGCACUCGAUGCGCGACCGACUUUGCAGAGCUUCCUUCGGUGCUCAUGGAGAGCUUUGCCACAGCACCAGAAGUUCUUUCCCUCUAUGCUCGUCACUGGAAGACGGAUGAGCCCCUCUCGCAGACCAUGAUGCGCAGCAUGGAAUUGGAUCGUACUGCUCAUGGGUCAAUCUAUGGGGCUGUGGAAAAUGAAGCCCAGAUCCUCAUGGCCCUUGUUGACCAGGCCUACCACUCCAUUCCUUGCAAAGAUGCUGUCAACGGCAUCAACACUACCGAUAUCUAUCACAACGUGUUUUCUCAGUAUUCCAGCCUUCCCGAUCCGGAUGAUAUUCGGCCUCGGACCUCCUGGCAAGGCUUUUUCGGACAUCUCCAUGGCUACGGGGCCACGUACUACAGCUAUAUCUUCGAUCGCGCUAUUGCCAAUAAGAUCUGGCAAGAUGUCUUCCACUCCGGCAAAGCCGCUGUGGAUCGUGCGGCUGGCGAACGGUACAAAAAUGAAGUUCUCAGCUGGGGAGGAGGGCGGAAUGGCUGGGAAUGCGUGGCUGGCGUUCUGGGUGAGGAGAACCCGUCCAACGCCAAUGGCCGAUUGGUUGAAGGCCGUGAUGAGGCUAUGCGUGAAGUUGGCCGCUGGGGUUUGGGCCGAGACGGAGUUUCUGGCUAG
Molecule: messenger RNA, 2385 nt
Organism: Penicillium macrosclerotiorum
Lineage: Eukaryota; Fungi; Ascomycota; Eurotiomycetes; Eurotiales; Aspergillaceae
Product: mitochondrial intermediate peptidase
Exons: 1
Coding region: 1-2385 (794 amino acids)
Biological process (GO): peptide metabolic process
Cellular component (GO): mitochondrion
Molecular function (GO): metalloendopeptidase activity
Source: RefSeq, a predicted model, not a curated record